This is a messenger RNA of Arabis nemorensis, 600 nucleotides long. NCBI's taxonomy places the organism in Eukaryota, Viridiplantae, Streptophyta, Magnoliopsida, Brassicales, Brassicaceae. The record is from the annotation of a GenBank genome assembly.
AUGUUUGGUCCAUUCUCUUUUAUCAAUGUGGGUCGCGGAAAAGAAGAGUUUUGUGAUGGAAAUAGUCCCAAGAACAUGGUUGAAGUUGCUGUGAUUUCUCAAAUCAUAUCCAAUCUUUUCAAAGUUUCAAGUGAAAGAAUGAUGAACAUAAGUGUUGGAGUGAUUUCACCAUACAAAGGACAAGUAAACGCAAUCCAAGAAAGUGUCGGAGAUAAGUACGGUUCCUUAUCAGGUCAGCUUUUCACUUUGAAUGUUCGAUCUGUAGAUGGAUUCCAAGGAGGAGAAGAAGAUGUUAUCAUCAUAUCUACCGUUAGAAGUAACGGUAAAGGAAAUAUUGGGUUUCUAAGUAACCGUCAAAGAGCAAAUGUGGCACUGACUCGAGCAAAGCAUUGUUUAUGGGUGAUUGGGAGCGAGACGACUUUGGCUCGAAGUGGUUCGGUUUGGACAAAACUGAUAAGUGAGUCGAGGAGACGUGGCUGCUUCUUUGAUGUUAAAGAUGACCAGAGAUUGAGAGAUGCUAUGAAUGAUGCUUUGCUUGAAGAUGUAUCUUCGAGUUUUGAUUCUCUUUCGAUCAGAAAUGGGAGAAGAAUUGGUUGGUAA